Pimephales promelas (fathead minnow) is the source of this 1548-nucleotide messenger RNA. The record is from RefSeq and is a predicted model, not a curated record. Lineage: Eukaryota; Metazoa; Chordata; Actinopteri; Cypriniformes; Leuciscidae.
CGUACCAGAGGGCGCGAGCUAAAGCUGAAAGUCCGCCUUCAUAAUGAACCCCUGCUCCGCUGUGGAGGAAACCCUGUGUUAUAGUUGUGUGUAGGCUUCGCUGGGAGCCGCGGUUGAUGCCGGUGUAGAGAGGGGGAUGGGCAAUACUGCAAAUGUAAAGGACAUGAGAUUGAAUCACAGCCUUGAAUCACCAAGUGCUGUACAUACCCAUAUAAAUAUCGACUAUAAUUUUGUAAAAUAACAUUGUACAUUAAUGUAUGCUUUAGCAACUCAACGUGAACAUUUGAAGAUCGCACUAUGUCUUAAAUGGGAGAAAAUGUGAAACUUUCAACUCUUGCGUAAGGGACACUGAGAAGUUUGGAAGAUAGCCUGAGAGCCUCGCGGUCUACAGUUCCCAGGAAACACCGAGGUUGCAAGAGAAGGCCUCCUGUUCUGCCUCGCAUUGAUGUUGGAUUUUUGGAAAACACAAAAUACCUUUAAUAGGCUAUUGAAUUUCAAUUACGUUGGGAGGACGCUGUAGGUCUCCUGAUGUGUGUGACGUGGUAUAGCAGCGCCCCAUCUGAGGAGUGCUUCACUGCUGUCAUUAGGAGCCCUUGAUUCUCCUCUUCCCUCCCCUCUCCUCUCCUCUCCCUCCCCUCACCCCUCCCUGCCCCCCCUCCCCCCAUCCCCUUCCCUGUGUUGCUGCUCUCGACGUCAUGAGCAUAGUAAUCACACUGGGAGUCACCACACCUGAGACACCUUACACCGAUAUGGCCGCUGGAUCAGAUCCUGAGUCAGUUGAAGCAAGCCCAGCAGUAAACGAGAAAAAUUACUCAAGUCGCAGCUGUGGGAACACACAGAAUCAUGGAUAUGGUGGCCUGCCCUAUGCUAUGCAACAGUCUUCCGUUGUGUGUUGUCAGGAUCAUAACUAUGGAGCUCCACCCCCUCCCACCCCUCCUGCCUCCCCACUCUCCCAGACCAUUUUCUCCCACACGGAACGCAAUGGCACUCUGGGACGAUCACGACCCUGUUUGCCCACCGAUGAAGCAGACAACUCUGCCGACAGCGAGAGUUCAUCGGAGGAGGAGGUUGUGGAGGGCGCAGUUCCACCUCCCUGGUGUCAGUGCCGUCUAAUGCAGGAUGGCUUCCUCAUUAAGUGUGAGAAUUGCAGGGGUCUGGAGAAGAAGAAAGGGAUAGACGGGCAACGCAGAAAAGGAGAGAAUUUUUCAGGUAAAAGUGGCUGUUUCUCAAUUCCAAGAACACAAAGAAUGGACUCACGUUCUAGUGGAAAUCGGCCAUGCCAGGCUACCUUGAAAGAACAAACUCGGAAGGACGGAACGCAUCCUUGUGAGAAUUGAGAUGUGCUGCAACUGACCUUCCCAGGAUGUUAUAAGUAGUGGCCAACGCACAAUAUACAACCUAACACCACAAACAAAUGUCAAUGCCUAUUAAAACAUUUUACAUAUUUUUAUAGACAUUAUUUCCAUAGUAUAUUAUAUAGCUUUAAUUUACCAUCUAUUUGUGAAAAUUAGUGUGUUUGUUUAAAGGAGUAGUUCACCUAAAAAGGGA